This is a messenger RNA of Alternaria atra, 939 nucleotides long. RefSeq lists its product as uncharacterized. NCBI's taxonomy places the organism in Eukaryota, Fungi, Ascomycota, Dothideomycetes, Pleosporales, Pleosporaceae. The record is from RefSeq and is a predicted model, not a curated record. Gene Ontology annotation, molecular function: oxidoreductase activity, acting on the CH-OH group of donors, NAD or NADP as acceptor. The transcript has 4 exons. Bases 1 to 939 code for a protein of 312 amino acids.
AUGGACCCAGCACAAUUCGGUUACAGCACCAUUCCUCUCAACCACGCCCCUUACGGUCCCAUCGUACCGUCCGCCCUAGAAGGCUCCAAUGCUGGGAAGGUAGCUCUAGUAACAGGUGCCGGUCAAGGUAUUGGCGCCGCCAUCGCAGAAUCGCUAGCGAGAUCCGGGGCUAACGUAGCCAUCCUUGACCUAAACACUGACAAGCUCACCCAAACCAAGAAGAUAUGUUCAGCAUUUGGAGUAAAGAUCGAGGCAUAUGGCUGCGAUGUGACAGAUAUGGAACGAGUAAAGGAGGUGUUUGCGCAAGUUGAGAAACAGUUAGGGCCGAUCGACAUAUUGGUGAACAAUGCAGGGAUAUUUACUCAGCGACCAUUCAUCAUGGGUGAUUUCGAUACGUUUUGGAAACAAAUUGAAGUCAACUUCAAGGCCCCUCUAAUGCUUAUCCACGCCAUCCUUCCACGAAUGCGCGAACACGGCCACGGCUGCAUCAUCAACAUCGCCUCUCGCUCCGGUACUGUCGACGUACCCAUGACACUAGGAUAUGUAACAUCCAAAGCAGCGCUCAUCCGUGCUACACACACACUGCAGACUGAGAUGGAACUUGAUGGGCUGGAUCCAGCUAUUCACAUGUAUGCGCUACACCCAGGUGGUGUCAGGGGUAACAUGGGCGGAGCUCCAGCAGCAGACGAUGUAAAGAAGAAGUAUGGUGAUAUUACGGAUGAAGACUUCUUCAAGGACUUGUUCAAGGAUGGGCCAUCUCUUUGUGGGCAGACAUGUGCAUGGCUGGCUAGUGGGCAGGGAAAAGAGCUAAGAGGGCUGUUUAUAGAUUGCAGGCAAGACGUGACGAAGCUCCUGGACAUCGGACGAGAAAUACUACUGAAGGAAAACCGGAACAAGCUGACAGUGAACUUCAUCGAUGGGUAUUGCAACGAGCCAUAA